Messenger RNA from Xenia sp. Carnegie-2017, 567 nucleotides. RefSeq names its product fish-egg lectin-like. The record is from RefSeq and is a predicted model, not a curated record. Lineage: Eukaryota; Metazoa; Cnidaria; Anthozoa; Malacalcyonacea; Xeniidae. The transcript has 5 exons. The coding region runs from base 1 to 405 and encodes 134 amino acids.
AUGGAGAAUCUCAAUAAUAACCUCCAAGGAACAGGAUGGAAGCAAGUUCCUGGUGCAUUGAAAUACGUUAGUUGCGGUGCCUUGGGAUGCUGGGGUGUAAAUAGACAUAAUCAAAUUUGGUAUCGUUCUGGUGUAUCAACACAGAAUUGUGCUGGAACACGUUGGACUCGUAUCGGAGGAAGCCUUAAGCAAAUCGAGGCUGGAGAAGUUGGUGAUGUAUAUGGAGUAAAUAGUAACAACGUGGUCUACCGUCGAACUGGUAUAACUACGGCAUCUCCAAUGGGCUCAGGUUGGGAAGUUGCUUUGUCGUAUGCUUCAUUCGUGACCACUGGCCUGAAUAAUAAGUAUGUUUUGAUAAAUGGAGCAAUUUUUGAAUCCAAAGCUUGUCGAAAGCAAUUUCCUUGAAAAUUCAGCAAAAUUCAACAGUAACAUGAUGAAAGAAAAAUGAUUAACAUUUUCCAAAUCUAGCGUAGUUGUUCUAUUUGUUUCUUGAUAGUUUGUAUGAGUGCUAUGUAGCGUAAAAAUAAAAAGUACGUUUUUGUUAUAAUAAAAACCGUAUCGCAAAAA